ACAGAGGACAUCCGUCGCGGAUGGCGCUGGUGCUUCUGUCCACAGACAGUGCUAAUGCUACCAAAAAUUGACGACUGAAUGCAAAUAGAGGAGACUUGCUUCAUUUCUGGUGUGAUGUGAAGUGUGUGUUAACUUUAUAUCAACAACAGACAUCUUUAACUUAGCGCAUAGCUGCAGUGCAUCUUGUCAGCGAAGAGUUUGGAAGACGCUCCGACAGAGAAAUACUACUUCCCAAAACUCGCCUUUUACUAUCAGACAAACAUGUUGAAGCUGGAGGCUUUGCUGCAAGAUGGACUCAGAUCAGAGUUAAUGCUCCAGCAGCAGCUGAAGGCUCUGAGUGAGGCCUUCAGACAGCAGCUGCAGGAGACAGAGAAGAGACAGGUAGAGGAACUGGAGAGGAGGAUUCACCUGAACGCUCUCCUGUCAACAGUACACCCAGAGUCUGGUGAUAAAACAGAAAUGAGCCGUCAGACCAAACAUGUAGGAAUGAGGAGAUCAAUCUCUACAUCUGCCCUGACCUCAGACAAAGAGACUCCACAUCAUCUUAAACAGUCCGAGAGACCUAACUCGUCCGCCCCAGCUUCGGUAUUGUCAACAAACCGGAAGCACUCUUCAGUCAGGACAUCCAUGCUGACUCCUACCAAGACACAACAGUGUGAACGGGCAGCUUUAUCUAAAACAACACAGAUGAGCAAAGAGGAGGAGGCCGAGGCUGAAUGUCAGAGGAAGUUCAGUGCUCCUCCAGUCCCUAGCCAUGUCGUUCAGCCCCUCUAUCGGGAGAUGAUGGAGCAGAGAGAGAAGGAGAGGAAGCAGAGUCACGAGCAGAGGAAGAACUUCUUGCUCUCCAUACAAAAACCUUUCAGCUUCCAGGAGAGAGAAAAGGAGAAACAAGAGAAGCUGAUAGCUAUGUUGAACCAUGUCUCACAGGAUGAGAAAAACAAGGUUCCUACUGUCAGGAAACCUCCUCAUAAAGUAGAAAAAGACUUGACAGGUUCUGAGCUAAAAGACCUUGAGGAGGUCCACACUGAGACAGUGCGACUGGAGAAUUCCACUGUGUCCUGCAGCCCUAAACUUCGCACUGCUGAGCGCACCAGGAAAGAAAAGCUGGGAUUCCUGGACGAGAAGCCGAGCUUCCAGCCAAAAAUCAUCCAUCAGGUCCCCGAUUUCAGCAGGUUGCACAAGGCCUUGCAGACAAAGGCGCUGAGGAAAACACAGAGUAAAGAUGUGACAAAGUGUCAGCCCUUCUACCUCAGGACAUCAGCUCUCCCUGCGAGGCAAAGUCGUAUGAGCCCAGUAAAAUCACAGGAACCAAAGAUGAGUCAUCUCAGUAGAAGCAAGUCACUUGGGGCCUUAACGUCACUGUCCACAGACACACUACCCACAUACAUCACAGAUGCUGUGAGGAAGCGCUGCAUGGCCAUCAGAAAGUCAAUGGAGAUGAGGGACAGUAAGAAUAGAGAGAGUGCAGACUGGUUAAGGAAGUACCAGAUGAGAUCCCAGGCCAUGAAGAAGACAGUUGCCCUCCAUGCAAAGUUGCUGGACCCACACAGCAGCUUGAAAGAGGUGUAUAAUGAAAAACUAAAGCACCAUAUGGUGGCUGACCAACAAAGGAUGAGAGAGUACAUGAAAGAGUUACGGGACAUGAAAGCACGAGUUAGUGAACGCCCUUAUUUGUUUGAGCAGGUGAAACAGAGAAAUGCGAGGGCUCAUGCAGAGCAGACAUACAGGAACAAGCUGAGGAAAGCUGGACUUAAGGAGCAAUUUGUUGAAGAAAACGGAGAAGCAAUUGAGGGAACAUUAGUCUCAUCCGGAGUUGAGGAUGAUGCGGACGUAAAUGACCACAGCAAUGAAAACGAAGUUCAUAGCAGGUACGCAGAGGAAGAAAAUGUAGACGACGGGGAGAAAAUUGAAGAUGUGGAGGAGGAGAGCGUGAAGUCCAAAAGGGAAGAAAUGCCAUGAUCAAAAAGGUUCAGGCGGCACAGAGUUUUUUGUGGCCUCUCCACUAGAAAACAACACUGUCCUCAAAAAUGAUUCAUGUCACGGCUAACUAUCCACACCAAACGUUUGAUAGUUUAAGAUGUGCAACUAUAAAUUAUGAAAUUACAAAACAUCUGGACUUUAUAUUCACAAAUAUAAGAGAUAACAACUGGAAGACAAUAAAAGUUUAUAGAACUAUA
This is a messenger RNA of Lates calcarifer (barramundi perch), 2177 nucleotides long. RefSeq names its product FAM161 centrosomal protein B (gene fam161b). Gene Ontology annotation, biological process: cilium organization. The coding region runs from base 262 to 1959 and encodes 565 amino acids. NCBI's taxonomy places the organism in Eukaryota, Metazoa, Chordata, Actinopteri, Centropomidae. Gene Ontology annotation, cellular component: cilium. The record is from RefSeq and is a predicted model, not a curated record. The transcript is spliced from 9 exons.